Messenger RNA from Fusarium fujikuroi IMI 58289, 750 nucleotides. RefSeq lists its product as uncharacterized. Bases 1 to 750 code for a protein of 249 amino acids. Lineage: Eukaryota; Fungi; Ascomycota; Sordariomycetes; Hypocreales; Nectriaceae. The transcript has a single exon. The record is from RefSeq and is a predicted model, not a curated record.
AUGGCAGGUCUCAACGCUGUGCUCUUGAUCACAGGGGCUUGGCACGUCCCUGAACACUACUACAAACUCAUUCAUGAGCUGCAGAGCCGUGGUAUAAGAGUCAUCUGCAAACGCCUUCCAACAAACAAUAACGUUGUGCCGCCUAACAAGACAAUCCAAGAUGAUAUCGACUUCAUUAAAGGCAUCGUCUCUAAGGAGGUUGCUGAAGGCACGCAUCUCACUGUCAUUGGUCACUCGUGGGGAGGCAUGCUUGCUUCUGCAGCUUUAGCGAAUUUUGCUGUUUCGCCCGGGUCAAAAGAAGGAGGUGUCACUGACAUGAUCUUCAUUGCCGCCUUCAUUCCUUCGGAAAAUGAUUCAUUGGCCGGUCUCUCUGGUGGAAAGCCGCCUCCUGCGCUUGUUGCUGAAUCUGACGGGACUCUGGUGCCGACUGUUCCCAUUCAUCUUUUCUAUCAUGACCUGCCAGAGGAGGAAGCUCAGUGGGCCAAGAGUACAAUGGUCGCUCAUGGUACAGAUGUUCAAUACGCUCCAAUCGAUUGUCAGAAAGUUGCAUGGCGUGUUAUUCCGCUGGCUUUUUUCAUUUGCGAGGAGGAUCAAGGAUUGCUCAUUUUCUUGCAGGAGGGCAUGAUUGCAAAGGUUGAAGAUCAGGGGGUCACCGUUCAGAAGUAUCGGUUACCCUCCUCUCAUAGCCCUUUCUUGAGUAUGCCCAAGAAGCUUGCUGACAUCGUGUUGGUGUUCAUGAACUCACGAUAA